AUGGCCAUGGCAAGUGAACAACACUUAACCCAGCCAUUCCAAUUCGAAGAGCUACAUACUUUUGCAACCGACGAGGAUGAGUCUUUUCCUAUCGAGGAAGGUGAAACGUGGAUGACACCGGUGUAUAAGUUUUUAAUGGAGGAUGAAUUCCUAGCUGAUGAAUUAUCAGUUAAACAAGUAAGAAGAAAGUCCUCUAAAUAUGCACUAAUUAAUUGUUGGUUGUACAGGAGAUCAUCAACUCAACCAUGGCUACGAUGCAUAACGGAGGAUGAAGGUUGGGAAAUCCUUAAAGAUAUCCAUGAAAGAGAUUGUGAAAGUCAUGAAGGGGCUAAGACGAUCGCUCAAAAAGCAUUUAGGCAAGGAUACUAUUAG
This is a messenger RNA of Manihot esculenta (cassava), 372 nucleotides long. RefSeq lists its product as uncharacterized. Bases 1 to 372 code for a protein of 123 amino acids. The record is from RefSeq and is a predicted model, not a curated record. Lineage: Eukaryota; Viridiplantae; Streptophyta; Magnoliopsida; Malpighiales; Euphorbiaceae. The transcript has a single exon.